UCCCCGCCCCCUGCAGAAACCGCCAUCAUGAAAUUAAAAACAAGAAACUGACAGAUGAGACGCAGUCAGCCCCCUGCUGCAUAACAAGGAUUGAUUGGAGAGACUGAGGCAGUGUAGAUAUGAGCGACCCAGCCGAGGAAGCGAUGGACAGCUCUGCAGUGUCAGAGGAAGAAGUGGAGGACCAGCAGGAGACGUCACAGGAAGACCAGUCGAGUCCAAACAAAAGCAGCUCCAAAAUAUCUGCUGUAGGUGAAAUCAUUGAGGGCAAGCGAGCAAAGAAGACAGUCGAGAGGCUCGAUUUUCAGGCCCCGAAGCAAAUGGAGAAGCUCAAGAUUGGAGAUGGUAGCGGAGAUAAAUUAGGUGACAUUCCUCGCACCGGCUACCAAAUCAGCAAGAUGAAACCAGCUGACCUGAAACCUCUGCACGCCAUCCUGUUCGACAGACCAGGAAAGAUGGCCACAAUAAAGAAGAACUUGCGUCUGUUUAACGGCUUUCCUUUUGACGCGGACAGCGAACAGUACACCAAAAAACGAGACAAACUCCUCAAGAGUUCAAAUUUUACCAACAGCAAACUGAAAGUCGUCUGUGGAGUUUUGGAUUUGGAGAAGAAAGGGACCCACACAGAUCUGGUCGACAGAAUCCUGACUUUCCUCAUCUCGCCGAAAAACAGCGGGAAGCGUCUGCCCGUCAAGAAAAAGAGAAAAUCAAAGAAGAAACUGUCAGGCGACGACUCGAAGGCCAGCACCAAGAAGAAGAGCAAACCCAAACCCAGGAGCUCGUCGUCUAGUCCAAAGAAGUCCAAAACAGGAAGCAAGUCUAAAGCCAUCGUCAUGGACUCCAGCAGCGACGAGGAUGAUGAUGAGGAAGAUGAGAAGGCAGGGGCUUCAGCUGAGGCUGAGGGAUCAGAUACAGAGGACAAGCCAUCAGAGAAAGAGGAGGAUCAGUCUGACAAGUCAGAGGAGUCUGCAGACGAAGAAGAAAGGGAGGAGGGUGACAAAGAUGAUGAUGAAGAGGAUGAUGAGUCUCCCAAAUCAAAGUCAGGCAGAGGGAAGUCCAAGAAAUCGGCACCAUUGAAAAGACAGAGGACGCCAGCGAAGAAGACCGGUCCUCCUAAAAAGAGAGCGAAGAAGGAACUUUCAGCUAAGUCCGAAUCAGACGCCGACAGUGAAGCUGAUGAGAAGCCCAAAAAGAAGAAGUCUGCUCUGGCCAAACCAGCCGCCAAAACCAAGAAGGCUGACAGUAGCAGCAACAGCAAAAACAACACAAACACAGCAGAGGACAGUUCGGACGACGACGAGCCGCUCAUCAAGAUGAUCAAGAAAGGGCCGACUGACGAGCAGCUGAAGGAGACGGUGCAGAGUCUGCUGAAGGAGGCCAACCUGGAGGAGAUGACCAUGAAACAGAUCUGCCAGAGGGUGUUUGACACCUACCCAGAUCAUGACCUGACCAGCAAGAAGGACUACAUCAAACAGACAGUCAAAUCUCUCAUCACAUGAAGAUCUGAAGUUGUAAUCGCUGCAAAACGUCACGUGGGGGAAACUUCAGACUGAAAAGCUUCCUGUUUUUUUCAUUAGUUUCAUAUCUGUUUGUUUUCAUACACAACAGUUUUAUACAUGAUUAAUUUUUUAUUAAUGUGUGACUGUGUAUAGACUUUCAGAUUAACUAAACAGCGUCAUCAUCAGCAGCAGGUUUAAUGUUUCCUGGCAAAGUAAGAGUCUAUGAGAAAAUGAAUUUUCAAACAACAUCCGUUUAUUUUUUACACUUUGAGUCACGAAAAGCUGAAUGUUGUUUUGCUGUGUGUGAAGUUUGUAAGUGGACGUUUUGUCGUCAUGUUUAGGCAGCAAAAGAAAAAGUCUUUUAAGAAUUGUUUUAAAUAAUGCCAAAUCUUUACCUUGACUUCCAGGACGUCACGUUUUUAUUUCUGGAUUAAGAUUUGUAAAUAUGUUUCUAAUCAGGUGAAGCUAUUUUUGAUUAACACACUUUAACUCAUUAUUUUGUCAACUCUGAAUUUUCAGGAUUUUUGUUUUGUUUGUCUCCUUUGGUUGUGUCGCUCCGUCAGACAUGGAUUGUGUUGAAUAAUUUACUUACUGACGAUUAAAAUUGUACCUUUUUGAACAAA
Molecule: messenger RNA, 2119 nt
Organism: Epinephelus fuscoguttatus (brown-marbled grouper)
Lineage: Eukaryota; Metazoa; Chordata; Actinopteri; Perciformes; Serranidae
Gene: dek
Product: DEK proto-oncogene
Exons: 12
Coding region: 120-1496 (458 amino acids)
Biological process (GO): regulation of double-strand break repair; chromatin organization
Cellular component (GO): nucleus
Molecular function (GO): histone binding; DNA binding
Source: RefSeq, a predicted model, not a curated record